This is a messenger RNA of Chinchilla lanigera (long-tailed chinchilla), 1037 nucleotides long. RefSeq names its product membrane-spanning 4-domains subfamily A member 6D-like. Gene Ontology annotation, biological process: cell surface receptor signaling pathway. The record is from RefSeq and is a predicted model, not a curated record. The transcript is spliced from 7 exons. Bases 181 to 921 code for a protein of 246 amino acids. NCBI's taxonomy places the organism in Eukaryota, Metazoa, Chordata, Mammalia, Rodentia, Chinchillidae. Gene Ontology annotation, cellular component: plasma membrane; trans-Golgi network.
UGCUUUCUGCAUCCGGUGUAGCUGUGAACAGUAGACUAAGGGCUGGUGGCUUGCAGAAGACAAAAAGAGGGAACCAUUGAUCGGAACCAGAGAACCCAAACUACAGCCUCCUGGAGAUUCUGAGAGCUCAGCGGGACCAACAGGCUGAGCCACAGGCGCAGCAUCAGCAGCACUAGCACGAUGUCACAACCCAUAACCAAUGACACUGUAGCGGUGCUCACGGCCCAUGGCUUCUACUUGCCCCAAACAGAGAAACCUCUCCCGACCAACCCAGUGCAGGAAAGCCUGAAGACGCGGCUGAAGGCAGAGGUCAACGUGUUUGGGGUCAUCCAGAUCCUGUGUGGUGCGAUGGUGUUGAGCUUGGGGAUUAUUUUGGCAGUUGCUCCGGUUUCCCUCUAUUUUACCUCUGGGUUUUCUACACUGAUAAAAUCUGCGUAUCCAUUUGUAGGAGCCCUGUGUUUUAUCAUCUCUGGAUCUCUCUCCAUCGUCGCAGAGAAGAAGUCAGCUAAGCCUCUGGUCCAUGGCAGCCUGGCCUGCAGCAUCCUGAGCACUGCACUUGCUCUGCUGGGUGUCGCUCUGCUCUCUUACACCAUGGCCGCUCUGGAUUCUGCCUUUCAGCAGUGUGUGUCGAGCAGCAUGUCGAGGCCGACAACUGCGUAUCACUUUUACGAUCCACAGGACUACAGGCACGGGUGCUCACUUGCCAAAGCCAGUGUCAUGGGCACCGUGUCUGUGAUGCUGAUCUGCACGGCGCUGGAGCUCUGCUCCGCUGUGCUCACGGCUGUGCUGUGGUGGAAACAGGCUCAGUCUGACUUCCCUGGGAGUGUGCUGUUCCAGCCUGAGAGUUACAAGAAUAAUCCCUACAUAUUCUCAAAGACACACCAGGACCCUGGAUAUGAAGAGCUGGUGACUUCUUCAUAAAAGACAUAGAAAUUAUUCAGAAGCAAGAGGUCUUUAUAGUAAUAGAGAAAACGCACUCUCAAAAGAGGGGAAGUCUGAGGUGCCUAAAGUGAGCAUUAAAGGUCUUGAUGAAUGUG